This is a messenger RNA of Hyaloscypha bicolor E, 1690 nucleotides long. RefSeq lists its product as uncharacterized. The coding region runs from base 57 to 1613 and encodes 518 amino acids. The transcript is spliced from 3 exons. The record is from RefSeq and is a predicted model, not a curated record. NCBI's taxonomy places the organism in Eukaryota, Fungi, Ascomycota, Leotiomycetes, Helotiales, Hyaloscyphaceae.
CUUUGCACGACCCUUUCCCUAUGGCGUGCAACUGAAGCCUUCGCGAUACCGUGCGAAUGGAGUCCGCAGACAUUAGAAGAUGGAGGUGUUGCGCCGGAUCUGGCACUUUGGCGGUGGCCUUUCUGGCUGGUUUAAGCAGCAGCACAGCGGUCAACUGCACGUCGCCGAACGGGCAAGACGGCUCCUUUUUUAUCGCAUCCCAAGAAGCCGCCGACGCAUUGAACAGCUGCAAGAAUAUCAUUGGAAAUGUCGUCAUCCAGAGCAACGCUGUAGCGCAGAUUACUCUUAAUGGCAUCGAAAUAAUCGAAGGAAAUCUCAGCACCUUAUCCUGCGAUGGAUUGCAGAAAAUCUCGGGCCCAGUCUUGGCACAAAUCACGAACAACUUCACGCUUUCAAGCCUCCCACAUCUCACGAGUCUCGAAUUUCCUCUCUUAGAUAACGUCAAUGGAGGAAUAUACUGGGAUUCAUUGCCAGGUCUUACAGAUGUCUCGUUUGGCAACCUUACACUUAGUCCAGGUGACUUACCAGGUACUAAUGUCGAUGGAGAUAUCUCGAUUUCAAACACAGCUCUCUCUAGCCUAGCGUUCCUUAACUUCACGCACUAUUCAAACCCAGCUCUAAUUUGGAUCAAAGGCAAUCAACAACUCAAUAACAUCAAUCUUACCGGCCUGUCCUGGGGUAGCAACUCAUUGGCGAUAGUAAACAAUGGACCUUCCGCCCAAAUACUUCUUCCGAAUUUGAGAUCUGCUGGAGAUAUUACGAUUGGUAAUGCUGGUCGCGUCGAUAUUCCAUCACUUUCCGAAAUAAGCACAAAUGUUAUAAUAUCCAAUAAUUCUAUCGAUGUCUUCACAGCCCCAAACCUUGCAGCUAUUGGCGGGAACUUCAUUGUCAGCAAUAACUACUUGUUGGAAAAACUCGAUCUCCCACUCCUGACUACUAUUGGAGAUGGCACGGGAAAUGGGAAUUUCGUAGUUGUGAAUAACUCCGCCUUGGACACGAUUACACAUUUGAACCAGCUGUGGCACACCCAAGGAAACGUAACUCUUUCAGGGAAUUUUUCAAACGUCACAUUACCAAGUCUCCGUACGAUCCUCGGCAACUUUCAUCUUAACAGCUCGAAUCCGGCCUUAGACUGUACCGCCUUUGACAAACUGGCUGACCAAACCAGUUGGACAUCUUUCUCCUAUUCAUGCGGUGCAUAUCUCCCAGGAGAAACAAAAGAUAUGGCAAAACAUUAUCAAGUCCCUGAUGGCGGUCUUGAACUCUCAAAGCCUGCCAAAACCAUCAUUAUCAUUGUAUCUGUCGUUGCGGGGUUAUUGUUGUGUGGUUUGUUGAUGCGGUGGUUUGGACGGAAGAGAUCAAGACAAGUGGCUGUGGUGGAAGAAGCCGUGGAUCUGAGAAGUGUGGGAAGUGGCGGAGGUGGGGGAGUAACGAGGUAUGAGGAAGGAGAUGGACUGCCGGAAUAUCGCAGGGUAGGCAAGCCAGGGGAAGUCCCGCCGGAAUAUGUGGGGAACGAGAACGGGCGUGCGCUUCAUGUGGCACCCGGCAAUGUCAACAUGAGAACGUCGAGCGCUGGUUGGGUAAGGGCCAACAGGUGGAGGAGAUUCUGGUAGAAGAAUGAAUCGGCUAUUUGUAGUACACAGAGACCCAAAUAUACCAAUCAAACCCCAAAAACAAGCCAUGUGGUCUC